AUGGCACAGCACAAUGAGGAAUCUAGUCCACCCAUUUCUAAGAGCCCACGGGCAGAAUCGCCGCUCUACACACAUGCGAACGGGUCAGCGACUGUACGACAUUCAGGUUUGCGGACAGAGUUGAAUCCCGACGGAACCUCCCAUGAUUUUGCACACUCUCCCACCGCGUCUAAUGUCAAUACGAGCAAGUCCCCCAUCGAAGCGCCAGACUAUUUGAAUAGAGGCCACCCGCACGACGGAGAAAUUGUGGUGAACGGCUCUGCGACCGACAAUGUCACGUCUUCCGUAAGACAUUCGGCGCUGAAACCACCCGCAACUUUCAAAGAUGCCACAGCACCAGCAGCAACAACAGCAGGCACUGCAACACCACCCGGACGAAGAAGUGUACAGUUUGUAAGGCCGGAUUAUACCGCUGGUGGUUCAGGUCAUAACAGACAAGAUUCAUGGGGCUUGGCGGAAGAUGGCGACGCGGCUGGCAGGGACCGCAGAGGCCAGUCUUUGAUGUCAAAGUUGAAGGCAUUGGCUUCUACAAGCGGGUUGCAGACACAUAUGAGAAGUCAGAGCAAUCCUACGAAUUACGGCGAGGAUGGCACAGGAUCCGCUCCACUCUCACCAAGCGCAGACCGUCUGAAUCGAUUUCCACACACAUUACAAGAGGAAGAUAGUGAUGCUGAUGCGGAGGAGACCGCUGAUGAAAAUGCUGCAGCUGAUGUCAAAAGAACCAAACGGAAACGCCGAAUGCGAAAGUUUCAAGACAAUGAAACCAACGGUCAAAGUCAAACGGUUCCAAAUACACCAAGAGCUCGUGGCAUGGGGAAUGCAGAUUCUCCUGGUGGGAGCAGUCGGCCUUAUCCUUUCCUGAGUCGACGGGCUACGGAUGGUUCAUUGGAACAGCGGGGGCACUUGUCUGAAGGCGAAGGUCGAGAUCGACUCAAUCAAAGUGGUUGGAGGCGGGGAAGCUCAUGGUUAUCUGGGCCUCGUGGCUUGACAAAUUCCGGUGGAAACACUCCAGGUGAUUUUGAUGGAACCGCAACACCACGGAGACCAAGCAAUUUUAGGCGCGCGUUGACUGGAUUUGGAGGUGGUCAGAGCGAAGGCGAGAAUACCACGCCAAGGCGACCUUUCCUGGCUGGCGAGCGGGCUGCUACUUUCGGGGCCCAAAGAUGGCGAAUGCUCAAGCAUGGUUUGAAGCUUUUAGGGUCGGCGAAGGAAAAGGAGCACAGGCAUGAUUAUAUUAAAUCUACUGAGCUGAUGGCUGAACUACGUGCUGGAACUCCAGCUGUACUCAUGUUUGCGAGUAUGAUUCAAAGGGACGAUCACGGAAACAGGAGGAUACCAGUCAUUCUUGAACAGAUCAAGUUGCGUGUCACCGAUAGCAGACCUAGUAUCGAAGACCCCGGUGAUAAUGAGAGGCACCUUGUUUUCAGAAUUGAGCUAGAGUACGGAAAUGGCCUAAAUAGGAUGUCGUGGGUUAUUGAUCGUUCGCUGCGAGACUUUUCAAACCUACAUAUACGGUAUAAGAUUCAAGGACGCAGCGACAGGUUGAACCCAACCAACACCACUGCAAGAACGAAGAAAGCGAAGCAACCUCGAUUUCCAAAAUCGGCUUUCCCUUAUUUCCGAGGCUUCCGAGGGUUGGGCGACAGUGAUGAGGAAGAGGAUGAAGCAGAUCCCAUCCGCGUGGAUGAAACCGUGGGUGAAGCUACGCAUAGCGAAACCGAGCCAAAAAAGAAGAGCAAGCGACGACCUUCAUUCAGCAGCUCAAGAAAGAAAUCCAUCGUGGCAGGACCAAAUGCGGCAGCUGGAGGCGUGCAGGGAACAAAACAAUACAAUGAGAGGCAACGACGAAGGCUAGAGCAGUAUCUUCAAGAAAUGAUCCAUUGGCUCAUUUUCCGACCCGAUAGCAACAGACUUUGUAGAUUUUUGGAACUUUCUGCUUUAGGAGUCCGGCUGGCUGCUGAAGGUAGCUACCAUGGCAAGGAGGGCUUUCUAGUCAUCCAAUCUUCGAAGGGCUUGGAUUUCAGACGACUGCUGACUCCAAAAAAUGUCUUCGCACGGCACUCACCCAAAUGGUUUUUAGUGAGACAUAGCUAUAUCGUUUGCAUCGAUUCUCCCGAAAAUAUGCACAUUUACGACGUUUACUUAGUAGACCCCAAGUUCGAAAUACAAAAGAAACGUCGAAAAAUCACCGAGAUGGGCGGCAAAGAGCUCCUAGCUAAAGCCGAAUCGUCCGCCAAACACCCACAGCACCACAGUCUGAAGCUACAGAAUUCCGAACGCAAGAUUAAGCUUCUGGCAAAGAACGAGCGUCAACUUAGGCAAUUUGAAGAGUCUUUGACAUACAUGGUGGGCAACACGCCCUGGGCUAAAGAAAAUCGCUUUGGAAGUUUCGCCCCUGUUCGAACCGGUGUAUACGCGCAGUGGUUAGUGGACGGCAGAGACUACAUGUGGAAUGUCUCAAGAGCCAUCAACAUGGCUAAAGACGUGAUCUACAUUCACGAUUGGUGGCUUAGUCCCCAACUAUACAUGCGAAGGCCUGCCGCGAUUAGUCAAAAGUGGCGAUUGGAUAGAUUGCUCCAGAGAAAGGCCCGAGAAGGCGUUAAGGUUUUCAUUAUCAUUUACAGGAAUGUCGAAGCUGCUAUCCCAAUCGAUUCCGAGUUCACCAAAUUCUCUAUGCUUGACUUGCACCCGAACAUCUUCGUACAGCGGUCGCCCAAUCAAUUUAAGAAGAAUCAGUUCUUCUUCGCACAUCACGAAAAAAUCUGCAUCGUUGACCACACUGUUGCCUUUGUAGGUGGUAUCGAUCUCUGCUUUGGCCGUUGGGAUACACCGCAACACUCCGUCGUGGAUGAUAAGCCAACUGGGUUUGAGCAGUCGGACUUGCCAAAAGAUGCUGAUCAUUGUCAGCUGUGGCCUGGAAAAGACUACUCCAACCCCCGAGUCCAGGAUUUCUACCAAUUAAAUGAGCCAUAUGCUGAGAUGUAUGAUCGUUCUAAGGUUCCUAGGAUGCCAUGGCACGAUGUUUCUAUGCAGGUCGUUGGUCAACCCGCCCGAGACUUGACCCGCCAUUUCGUCCAAAGAUGGAACUACGUGCUUAGAGGACGAAAGCCCACAAGACCAACGCCAUUUUUGCUUCCACCGCCUGAUUACAAACCAGAAGACCUCGAGGCUCUCGGCCUCACGGGUACUUGUGAAGUUCAGAUUUUGCGAUCAGCCUCAGACUGGUCUCUUGGAGUCACAGAAACCGAGCACAGCAUCAUGAAUGCAUACUGCAAAAUGAUUGAGGAAUCGGAGCACUUCAUUUAUAUUGAAAAUCAGUUCUUCAUCACUAGUACUGAAACGAUGAACGUCAAGAUUAUCAAUAAAAUCGGAGACGCUAUAGUUGAACGAGCAGUCCGUGCCUUUCAAAACAAUGAAAGUUGGAGAUGUGUUAUAGUCAUCCCCUUAAUGCCUGGUUUCCAAAAUACGGUGGAUGAGCCCGAGGGUACUAGUGUUCGAUUGAUCAUGCAGUGCCAAUUCCGCAGUAUCUGUCGCGGAGAGGGCUCCAUCUUUGGCCGUUUGAGAAGCCAGGGAAUUGAGCCAGAGGAUUUCGUCUCAUUCUACAGUCUGCGAUCGUGGGGUAGAAUUGGCCCUAAGAAGACGCUGGUCACUGAGCAGUUGUAUAUCCACGCCAAGGUCAUCAUUGUCGAUGAUCGAAUUGCGCUGAUUGGUUCAGCUAACAUCAACGAAAGAUCUAUGUUGGGUAUCAGGGAUUCCGAGUGUGCUGCUGUAGUUCGCGAUACCGAUAUGCUUUGGUCGACUAUGGAUGGAGAACCAUAUCUCGUGGGACGCUUUGCUCAUACAUUGCGCAUGCGACUGAUGAGGGAGCAUCUUGGGAUUGAUGUUGAUGAAGUCAUGGAGGACGAUCGAAGAGCAGAGCUUGACAAAGAGGAAGACGAAUACGAAUCAAAGAUGGACAACAUCUACAGAGAGGAUGACUCCGAUUCCGAUUGGGGAAUGGCUAGACCUGCAGUACAACCUCUAACCCCCGACCAAGCCGCAAGGAUUGCCAAUGCAGAACGCAGCCUCAGUUUCAAUCAUGAUAUUGAUUGGGAACAAGAAGACAAUCCUAAUCUUCAACCAAGCAGAUUCAAGGGGGUCACCAGCGACAAUAGAGUCACUGGGAACAAGGAACAUGCUGCCGAAGUCGAUGGGGAGGGUGAAGAUCAACUAAAGGCUGCCGAGCAAACUGGGACUGUUCGUGGGCGGGACUCGAAAGUAGUGGAUGGAGGUCGAGAAGUGCUGAUUGCAGAUAUCGCACCAGAGGGUAAAGGAACUGUGAACCAUCCAAAAAAGCGCCACACUCGCAUUUCUUCACCUCAUUAUGAUCACGGGCUCGAAGGGCAUGGCACUCAUGACGUCCUUCCACCUAUGCCUGGGCUAUUCAGAAGGACCACAGAGCAAAUGGGUCUGCCUCAGCUAUCUCAACUUCCUUCCCUUCCUAUCAUUGAUGAUACAGAUAUUGGCGGGCCGCCUGUCCAAGUAGACUCCCAUGGGAAUGCUGCGCCGAAGGCCUUCAACCCUGUGACUGCCGAUCUCAAACUCGCUCAGGUUGAUAAAGAUUGCAUGCGGGAUCCUCUGAACCUUUCUUUCUUCGAACAUACCUGGCGUCUGAUUGCGGAAAACAAUACGAAGAUAUUCAGGCGGGUCUUCCGAUGCAAUCCCGACAGUGAGGUCACCAACUGGCAUGAGUACACACAAUUUAUUGCCUACGCCGAGAGAUUUGCCCAGUCUCAGGGAGUCAAGAGCACAGAGCGUGAGGAACAGGAAACGGUUAGCAAAAGUGGACCCCCUGGAAUAUCAGCGACAGCGACAACGACAGCAGCAGUGGCAGCAUCGGUCACUGGUGUAGGUGCAAUUGGGCAAGGACUCAGCAGCAUCGCCGAGAAAUUUAACACACACUCCAAUGACAGUCACCAUCCACUUGGCACUGUGGCAGACUGGGCAGACAAUGCCAGCAAGGGACUUGAGCCUCUUGACACCAGCAACACCAAGAACACUCAAAUCAAUGGCCAGGUCGAUGGGAUAGAUGAGAAAGCCGCUCUAGGCAGAUCAGAUGAAGCCGCAUCUCCAGAACAACCAACCGGGAAUGAGGCAUUCCCCUCUCUGGACUCUACCCUGAACCCCCCGCACUCAGAUGCAGAAAAAGCCACAGAACCUGACGCUAGGAGAGUCACAGUUUCUUCCUCGACGCCAUCAGAUAAGGCCCCGUCCUCGCAAAUUAAUCAGAACUCCAUGAAGAAGCGUCGCCGAGGGACGAAAGGCAGCCGAAGAGGCUUUAAUGCUAGCGAUGACUUACUCAGUUCAAGCGAUGUUGAAGAGUUGCUCAGCAUGAUUCAAGGACACCUUGUUUCAUUCCCAUAUGACUGGCUGAUCAAAGAGGAGUUGAAUUCAAAUUGGCUCUACCAGGUAGAUCAAGUAGCCCCUCUACAGAUUUACGAUUAA
This is a messenger RNA of Lachnellula hyalina, 5484 nucleotides long. RefSeq names its product Phospholipase D1 (gene pld1). Bases 1 to 5484 code for a protein of 1827 amino acids. Lineage: Eukaryota; Fungi; Ascomycota; Leotiomycetes; Helotiales; Lachnaceae. Gene Ontology annotation, molecular function: catalytic activity. The record is from RefSeq and is a predicted model, not a curated record. Gene Ontology annotation, biological process: cell motility. The transcript has 2 exons.